This is a messenger RNA of Dendrobium catenatum, 789 nucleotides long. Its product is annotated as histone H2B.7. Gene Ontology annotation, biological process: nucleosome assembly. The transcript has a single exon. Gene Ontology annotation, cellular component: nucleosome. Gene Ontology annotation, molecular function: DNA binding; protein heterodimerization activity; structural constituent of chromatin. The coding region runs from base 64 to 546 and encodes 160 amino acids. The record is from RefSeq and is a predicted model, not a curated record. NCBI's taxonomy places the organism in Eukaryota, Viridiplantae, Streptophyta, Magnoliopsida, Asparagales, Orchidaceae.
CUACCCACCGUUCGUCAUUCGCCGCUCUAUUCGUCUCGGAUUUGUUUUCGAUUAGCGAUUCCAAUGGCUCCAAAGGCGGAGAAGAAGCUCGCUGAGAAGAAGCCCGUCGCCGAGAAGUCGGUGGAGGAGAAGGAGAAGAAGGUAGAGGUGUCCGAGAAGGCCGAGAAAACGCCGGCGGGAAAGAAACCGAGGGCGGGAAAGAGCCUUCCUGCAACAAAAGAAGGCGUCGCUCCUGGCGAUAAGAAGAAGAAGAAGAAGGCCAAGAAGUCCUCCGAGACUUACAAGAUUUAUAUCUUUAAGGUUUUGAAGCAGGUUCACCCAGACAUCGGGAUCUCUAGCAAGGCGAUGAGCAUCAUGAACUCCUUCAUUAACGACAUCUUCGAGAAACUUGCUCAGGAGUCUUCGCGACUCGCCCGAUACAAUAAGAAGCCGACUAUCACAUCUCGGGAGAUCCAGACUUCGGUUCGCCUCGUUCUACCCGGUGAGCUCGCUAAGCACGCGGUUUCUGAGGGCACCAAGGCUGUUACCAAGUUCACCAGUUCUUGAUCUGGUUUGUUAAUUCUACGGUCUUGAUGUGUAAUUUUCUUGUUUUUCUGGGAAUGCUUCUUUUAAACUUUCUGGUCCUAAGAUUCUGUAAUUAGUAGUAGAACAUGUUUCGCAUGUCUACGUUUUAAUUUGUUCUUGGUUAUACUUUCGCAGCGGAAACAUUUUCUAUGAAAAGUCUUUUCUGGUAGCUGCUUUAUUAUUUCUGUUAUUGAAUAUUUCGAUCGUUGUAAUUGUUUAUGCUAA